Westerdykella ornata is the source of this 828-nucleotide messenger RNA. RefSeq lists its product as uncharacterized. The transcript is spliced from 2 exons. The record is from RefSeq and is a predicted model, not a curated record. Lineage: Eukaryota; Fungi; Ascomycota; Dothideomycetes; Pleosporales; Sporormiaceae. The coding region runs from base 1 to 828 and encodes 275 amino acids.
AUGCCGCGCGUCGCCCCCUCUCCCUCUCCCUCCUCCUCAGCCGCCGCCGCCGCCGCCGCAGCAGCAGCAGCCCAGCAACAACAACAACAUCCACAUCCGAACGGCAUGGGAGGCAUGAGCCAGACGCAACCGGGACCACCGAACGGCGGGGGGAUACCGAUGGUGAACGGGCAGCCGAGCAGCGGACACCAGAGCGAUCUGAAUUUCCUGUGGGGCGUGGUGCAGCAGCUGAGCCAGGUGUUGGAGGAGAACCGGGCGCAGAUGGGCGGGAUCGUGAAUGGGGUGGCGGCGAUUCAGGCGCGGGCCGUGGAGGAGGGCGGGUUGGGAGGGUUCGGGGUGGGGGGGAGUGGGAUGGCGAAUGGGGAUGGGAAUGCACCACCACCACCACCCACCCUCGCCUCUCUAACAACCCAACUCACAACCACGCAAUCGCACCUCUCCUCCCUCCAAUCCCACACGAACGAACUCACACAACUCAUCACCGACUACGAAAACGCACUCACCCUCCUCCUCGACAAGCUCCGCCCCUACGCCUACACCCACACGCAAUCCCUCCUCGCGCUGCACAAGCACUACCAGGAUUUGCUCGAGAAGGAGCGCGCCGCCACCAUGCAGGUCCGCCUCGAGCAUGCAGAGUGGCAGGCGGGAUUGGGGCGGGUGGCCGAGUACGCUAGGGCGGCGCUGAAGAGCCAGGCCGAGGCGGAUCUGCCGUUGAGGAGGGAGGUAAAGGCGCUGAGGGAGGAGAAUAGGGUGUUGCGGCGGUUGGCCGGGUGGGAGGAGCGGAGGGACGAGAGUAGCGACGAGGAGGCCGAGGAGAGGAAGACGUAG